GAACGUAAUGUGCUAAUAGAAGCCACUUGGCUAGCAUGCUAACGGUGCUAAGUAUGACAGAUAAAAACACCGACAACUCAGCUAAUUGAAGUCACUCUGCUCUGACAUAACGCUAACUACAAGCUGCAAGGUCUGUUUGCUGUAUUCUGCGUCUGACAGUGACAGCAGCAUCUUCCUGUGUCUACCAGUGCUGUCGAGCGGAACAGUAAUGCCAUAGAGGAAGGAGGCAUUGCCAAGUCUUCUCCACCAGGAAGGAGAGGUCUCCUCAGAAAUGGCAACUGAACUCCAUGAGACUAUAUUCAUGGCCAAGCAGGAGCGCCAUAAAAACCUGUUUCUUAACUACAAAAACCUGAAUAUAUUCCCUGUAGAGCUGCUUAAAGAUGAAGGCCUGCAGUUUCUGGAGAGACUGUACAUGAAGAGGAACUCACUCACUACACUGCCUGACAAUCUUGCUCAGAAGCUCCCAAAUCUAAUUGAACUGUAUUUGCACUCAAACAACAUAGUCAUUAUUCCUGAAGCUAUUGGAAACCUGGCCAGGCUGCAGUCUUUGGACCUCAGCAAUAAUGCCCUCCAGCUCCUCUGUCCAGAGAUUGGCCGUCUGAGGUCUCUGCGCCACCUGAGACUGUCCAAUAACCAGCUGAAAUGCCUUCCUCCAGAGAUCGGUGAUCUGCAGGAACUGGAGACUCUGGACGUGUCAAUGAAUCAGCUGAUGUCUCUGCCAGAUCGGCUGCACCGUUGUCUUUCUCUGCAGAAUCUGACAGCCGACCACAACCUGCUCAGCCACGUUCCCCGGCAGCUCUGCUGGCUCCACCGCCUUAACCAGCUCUCCAUGGCCGCUAACCGGCUGACCUUUUUACCACUUGAUCUGGGCAGAUCACGGGAGCUGCAGUUCGUGUUCGUGGACAACAAUGUGGACCUGAAAGGCCUCCCCUCCUACUUGUAUAACAAGGUCAUUGGCUGCAGCGGGUGCGGUGUGUCAUCACACCAAGUGUUGGAGGGUGACCUGGGUGAGGUUCUGGGUGAGGUUCUGAGAGAGGCUCUGGUCGGGUUGCCGGCUGAAGUAAAGGUGGUGGGCUCAGAGACGGAUAACGUGGUUCCCCUGGAGGAGCUCGCCAUGAGGACCCUGCACCGCAUCUACCACCACCGCCCAACAGACCUCAACUUGCUGCCUCCCAUCAGCCUCCCAAAGAGCCUGCUGGACCUGUUGCAGUUCCCCCUGGGUCACUGUCACCGCUGCAGCCAAGCCAUGUUCACCAUCAUCUACCCUAAACUCUUCCCUCUCCGUGACACCGCCCUGGCAGGCGUGCACCGCAGGACGACUGUGAGUUUCGUGGCCUAUUGCUGCUCCAGUCACUGCCUCCGGACGUUUGACCUCCAGGGCUGACAUCACUUUUCUUUGCCCUUUUCCACAUUUGAAGCAGAAGCUGUUGAUUGGUUCCCAGAAGGUGACAGAUGAUGGUUUGUCAUCUUGAAGGUCUGUACUGCACAAGUGCAGGGAGCUCUGUGCUUGAUUGACAAUACUAAGAACCACAAAGAAGCAGCAGCUUCUGUGGAUGUUUGGUGGGUCAGAUGACGGACACAGGGCUUGUCCAGCAAUGUUUCAACGCCCUGUAGACAAAGACCCAAACCUACAUGGUGCUUCUGUCUAGAGUCUAACCAAUUUGGAUGACUGUGUUCCUGAGGUUCAACAUAAUAACUGCUAUGUGUGAACAGCGAACAACCAUCUGUCUAGAAACUAACAGUAUUAGACCAGAAGUAACUACAAACCCCUACUCACAAAUGGGCACUUUUUAAAGACAAGCACUGUUUGAUAUUUGUGAAAGCAGUCAUUUUUCACACAGCUGACACAUCCCAUUGAUUGUGGAGUCAUCAGUCUUCAAGGUAUUAACAUUUGUUAUGCAGUUUACUUUUCUGAUUACUGAUGAACAUUUGAAGGGUUCUAAUUUAAAAGAAAGCGUACCUGUUUGAUAUGUGUCAUUUCCAGCAGCAGAGGAGACUUUGACUUUAACUUUACAACAGAAGCCAUGUGUCUUUGAGCAGGACACUCAAGUCUCAGAGGGCAUCGCAUACAGUAGAUGAAUGAAUUGGAAAAAUCUGCAUUUGGACACAGAGCAUCAACACAACAUAUUUUAUGAGGUCAAACUCUUGUCUUGUAAUUAUUCUGAAAUAUUUUCUAACACCUUGGUACUAUUCAGCAAAACGAGCCAAGGAUUAGUUUCUCAUGUUCAUCGCAAUGGUACCAAAAUCUUUGUCGGUUUGCAGUGUCAGUUGUAUUGUAAGGCAGGUAUCCAUUUUUAAAGUUUCACUGGUUUUGGAGCAAAAUUUCUUGUAGUUAACAUGUUAAAACACAGGUAAUGUUUUUUCAUUACCUGCGUUAAUCUGAAAUAUCUCUGUAACAUUGAAGGAGCCCAGAAUGGUCAUGUCACCCAGUUUUCUGUCACUGUCUGAAGAAAAUUAGAUUUGUACACUUCAGUGGCACUGUGUGAGUCUCCUGUUGGACAGACGCUUGUGUGUUAAUAUUCAUACCUAUGUUGUACAGUUGUAAGUUAUCAUUUGUUCUGAUUGUGUUGCAUUUGGGAGUAAAUAUUGACUGAUGUUUGA
Molecule: messenger RNA, 2601 nt
Organism: Toxotes jaculatrix (banded archerfish)
Lineage: Eukaryota; Metazoa; Chordata; Actinopteri; Toxotidae
Gene: lrrc28
Product: leucine rich repeat containing 28
Exons: 10
Coding region: 272-1384 (370 amino acids)
Molecular function (GO): protein binding
Source: RefSeq, a predicted model, not a curated record